UUGUUUUUCUAGGUUCUGAGAGGGCAACUACACAUCCUAGGAAGAAGCUGUGAAGAUUUCUGGGGUGUCAAGUAAAGUGCCAUAUGGUGGGUCCGAUUGUUGUGGGAGAUAGCUGAUAGCAUGGAUCUUUCUUGACAUAUCUAUUUUCUUCAAGAGAGCAAGUUAAUUCUUCCAAACGAAAGGGCUAACUAUAAUCCUUCUAAGAAAGGGGAUAACUAGAUUAUACUAGUCCGUAUUGCUAUGAAUUUGAACAGUGUGAUCAUGCCAUUCUUGAAGUAAUGCUGUUCUGGAAAACCAUUGAAGAAAUAACUAGAGCCUCUUUGUUGCAUUUCCUAGAUGGAGAAUGAUAUGUACAGUGCACCACUGGACAUGGCUGGUCGAAAUUCUAAUGUCAUAGAGGGAAUUACACAGCAUUUUGCACCAAAGCCACUCAUUUAUUGCUAUUCAUUUGACCUCAAUAACCAAAACCCCAUCAUAAAUGGAAUUCCAAUACUUGCUGGAGAGCAAGGUGAACCUAUCACUACAAGUAAUGUCCAUGACGAGGGUCGCAUCAUAAAUCCUCCUGGUGUUGCUGGUUCCAAUUCUUUUGUUACAUCACAAGGAAAGAAUUUUGUGGGAGAUGCCUCAAAUCUCAUUAACAACGAUUUUCAAGAGCAUUUAGCUGGAGGAAGGCCAAUUACUCCAGCUUCAAUUGCUGCUAGAAUUGGUCUUCAAGAAACUUUAGGGAAUUCGACAACUUUGUCUCCGUCUGUCUGUUCAUUGGAGGCAUUAGGACCAUAUAUCUUCAAUAAUUGGCAAGAUACAUCAAACCCUUUGCCUGCAACUUUUGGUGAUCAUGGCUAUGAUGAAGUACAUUGUAAUGGUAAGUGGAAUGUCAACAAGUUUCCAAAAGCUCAAGAGGUUGAUGGGACUGGAUUCUUGGCUCAUUCAUCCAUAGGAAACCUGGAUCCCAGUGGAUGGACAUCGUCAAAUAUUGCAAACUUAGCCAAUCUUGCUUACAAUUCCUCUAAUUGUAGUAAUGAGCUAUCACUAAGUCUUGCAAGAUCUCCAACUACGGGUCAGUGCUCAGAAAUGAGUUGCUCCGAUGUGUCACAUUGCAUGAAUGGAACAAAGUCAGGCUUGGAGCAGCCCUCAUGCAGCAGUAAGGAACUGUCUAUGAGUUUAGGUUCAAACAAACAUGUCCAGUUUUCACCAGCAAUCUUAGGGUCCAGAUAUCUUGCUGUAAUUCAAGAGAUACUUGCUCAAAUUGCAACAUAUUCAUUUGAAAAUGUAGAACAGGUAAAUUAUUCAGCUGCUGGUGUUAAAGCAGGAGGAAAUAAAUAUACUUCAGUUUUCAUGCCAAAGAGAAGGGUAGCAAUAAAUCAAAAUGUAAAUUCUAUGUCUGAAGCACAUGUAGAAUCCCCAUUACAAAGACAUGCAGCUGAACCAAACAAAUCCCAACUGCUCAUGCUUCUACAGCUGGUGGACAAUCGAUAUAGUCAGUGUUUGGAUGAGAUUCAUACUGUUGUAUCUGCAUUCCAUGCUGCUACUGAGCUGGAUCCACACAUGCAUGCUCAUUUUGCUCUUCAAACGAUCUCUCUCCUGUACAAGGACUUGCGCGAGAGGAUUAGCAAUUGUAUUCUUGCCAUGGGAUCAAAUUUUAACAGUUCAUGCUCAGAAGAGGAGAUGGAAUGGUCUGUUGAAACUUCAUUCAUUCAAAAGCAAUGGGCUCUCCAACAGUUGAAAAGAAAAGAUCAGUUAUGGAGGCCCCAAAGGGGCUUGCCUGAAAGAUCUGUCUCGGUUCUACGUGCUUGGAUGUUUCAGAACUUCCUCCAUCCGUAUCCUAAAGAUGCAGAGAAGCAUUUACUUGCAGUAAAAAGUGGGUUGACCAGAAGCCAGGUAUCCAAUUGGUUUAUAAAUGCACGUGUGAGGCUAUGGAAGCCUAUGAUUGAAGAAAUGUAUGCUGAAAUGAAUAGAAGAAAAGCUUGUAGAAAUGAAGAAGGAAUGGAGAGCACCCAUAGAGGCCGGAUAAGCAUGAACAAUCAAAUGUUGAAUAUCAAUUAAUGCUGAAGAAAAGUCACAUAACAAUAUGAUGGAGCAUCAUCAUUAUUACUAUUAUUAAUUUGUUUUUUUGGAUCAUG
Molecule: messenger RNA, 2120 nt
Organism: Abrus precatorius (Indian licorice)
Lineage: Eukaryota; Viridiplantae; Streptophyta; Magnoliopsida; Fabales; Fabaceae
Product: homeobox protein ATH1-like
Exons: 5
Coding region: 337-2043 (568 amino acids)
Biological process (GO): regulation of transcription by RNA polymerase II
Molecular function (GO): RNA polymerase II cis-regulatory region sequence-specific DNA binding; DNA-binding transcription factor activity, RNA polymerase II-specific
Source: RefSeq, a predicted model, not a curated record